Molecule: messenger RNA, 339 nt
Organism: Purpureocillium takamizusanense
Lineage: Eukaryota; Fungi; Ascomycota; Sordariomycetes; Hypocreales; Ophiocordycipitaceae
Gene: CKS1
Product: Cyclin-dependent kinases regulatory subunit (Cell division control protein cks1)
Exons: 4
Coding region: 1-339 (112 amino acids)
Biological process (GO): regulation of mitotic cell cycle
Cellular component (GO): cyclin-dependent protein kinase holoenzyme complex; SCF ubiquitin ligase complex
Molecular function (GO): histone binding; cyclin-dependent protein serine/threonine kinase activator activity; ubiquitin binding
Source: RefSeq, a predicted model, not a curated record
AUGGACAUUGACACCAGCCGCCGCAACAAGUCGCCCCGGCCGCUGUCCGACUCGGAGAGGGCGCGUCUGGAGGAGUUUAUCGACUCGAUCCACUACUCGGCCAGGUAUUCGGACAGCGAGUAUGAAUACCGACACGUGCAGCUGCCCAAGGCAAUGCUCAAGGCGAUCCCCAAGGACUACCACGACACGGCCAAGGGCACGUUGAAGCUGCUGUGGGAGGACGAGUGGCGGGCCAUUGGCAUCACGCAGAGCCUCGGCUGGGAGCAUUACGAGGUCCACGAGCCCGAGCCGCACAUUCUGCUCUUCAAGCGCCCGCUCAACUACCAGCCGCCACAGUGA